Danio rerio (zebrafish) is the source of this 3533-nucleotide messenger RNA. The record is from RefSeq and is a predicted model, not a curated record. NCBI's taxonomy places the organism in Eukaryota, Metazoa, Chordata, Actinopteri, Cypriniformes, Danionidae.
UGAUGGACGCCGAUGCUUUUACAUCAACAGAGGAUCUGCUGCUUUCUGCAGCUGUUGGACUGUGACACUGGGCAGAGAAGAGCACUUCAGUCUCCUACAGAUUGUUAUGGAAUAUGACAGGUCAUAGAAACACGUGUGGAUUCACAAAGACGUCUGAAACACGGAGCCCCGGGGAGAGGGACUGCAGUGUCUUGUGUGAACCAAUCUCUCGCUGACCACUUGUAUACAGAUGACCAGUCAUGGCCACAGCAUCAGACUCAGCGGAAGAUUCAGUCGAUGAAGUUGUGUCUAAACACACUUCGAGGAUAACGCUGUCUAUUGUCCUGGUGACCAUCAUUAUAAUGACCGCACUUGGUAAUUUGCUUGUGAUGGUGGCACUCUGUAAAGACAGACAGCUAAGGAAGAAGAAGACCAACUUCUUCAUUGUAUCGCUGGCAUUUGCAGACCUUCUAGUUGCCCUGGUUGUGAUGCCACUGGCAGCCAUAGAGUUAACCACAGGGAAGUGGAAUUAUGGAGAGACGUUCUGCCUGGUGCGAACCUCACUGGAUGUGCUGCUGACCACUGCGUCCAUUCUGCAUCUGUGCUGCAUUGCUCUGGACAGGUACUAUGCGAUUUGCUGUCAGCCUCUGGUGUAUAAUAACAAGAUGACACCUGUGAGAGUCUCGCUGAUGCUGGUCGGAUGUUGGGUCAUCCCGUUUUUCAUCUCUUUCCUUCCCAUCAUGCAGAGCUGGAAUACCAUUGGAAUCGAGAGCUUUAUCGAACAAAGAAAACUGAACUCAUCUCGUAACUCCACCUGUGUAUUCAUGGUGAACCAGCCAUAUGCUCUGGUGUGUUCAGCUGUGGCUUUCUAUGUGCCUCUAGUUUUAAUGGUUCUGGCCUAUCAGCGGAUCUAUGUAACCGCCAUGGGACACGCUCGGCGAAUCGGCUCUCUCCAUCGGGCUGGUUCGGCUCCUACUUCCACUUACCCCAACAAUGACCAGCACGGUUCCAGUCGCAUCAAGAAUGAGACCAAAGCAGCUAAGACUCUGGCUGUGAUCAUGGGCUGCUUCUGCCUGUGCUGGGCUCCCUUCUUUGUCACCAACGUGGUGGAUCCUUUCAUCAACUACAGCGUGCCCUGGCAGAUGUGGACCGCUUGGCUCUGGUUGGGUUACAUCAACUCGGGCUUGAAUCCGUUCCUGUAUGCUUUUCUGAACCGGGCUUUUCGCAGAGCCUUCCUCAUGAUCCUGUGCUGUGGAGAUGAGCGUUAUGCCCGGCAGGGGGGCUUUAGCCCAAGCAGACAGUGCUCCGAGUCUGUCAACGGGACCUCCAUUUCUCUCAGAUUGUCAUUUCUUCAAAGCCGAAGGUACAGCGACAAUUCCAACCGGUUUCUGUCAUGCGAGCUGGAAUCACAGGAGUCUGCCAUUGCAUCAUAGCCAAGAGCUCAAACGUAUACAGAUGCAGCUCAACAGUCCAAAUAUGUUGAAUUAGGACACUGUUGCAAUUUCUGUUUAGAUGGGUAUUCACUGUCAUUGAUAAAAAAAAAAAGACUAUUUUGCAGAAUUCCUAGACUACAGUAUGUACGGUUGAUGUUAGCAUGCAGGCAUUUUAUUAGACAGCCUAAAAUCAUCAAAACACACACAUAAGGGUUGCAUCCGAAAUCAGAUACUUCACACACACAAAAAAACUGUAUAUGACAAACAUAUGUCUAAAUUUAAGGUAGUCAUAAAAGACAAAAGCACCAAGAUAAUCUAUUUAGGAGCAAGACACUGAAUUGUCAAUAUUUUUAACUAUUUACUAUCCCAUGAGGCCACAGGAGAACAUUUGUGAUUGAAAGCAGCAUCACUUCACAAAGCAUCAAAACAUUUGCUAAUUUUUUGUUCACCAACAUGAUUUCAGUAAACUGGUUUUCGUUACCUCUCAUGUUUCGAAACAGAUCUCCGCCGAUCUGAGUAAAGCCUGGCUCAAACUGCGUUUUUUUUUUUUUAAUAAUCCUAAAUGGAAAUUUACUCCUAAAUCAGAGGGAAAAUCUAGAGCGGCUGUCUAGAAACAUGUCAAAUUGACAAUCAAAGAUCACAGAUUUUAGUCCAGGAUUUCCCAAAUUUGUCUCAGAUGACCAAAUCGUGGCUAAAAUCUCACAGUGUGAGCAGGGCUUAAGACCAUUAAAUCUACAUGAAUCGUGUGGAGACUCUUAGAUCUGCCCCUAGUGGUGGAUCACUGAACAGGUAUCAUUAUUUUUAUGUGUUUUAAGUUUGUAGAUGUUUUAGUGCGGCAUUUAUAGAAUGAUAAAGAAUAUUACUUAAAGCCCACCAUGAAACAAACAACGUAUAAGCCUCGAAAAUGUAGAAAAGGAAAAGGUCCCCUAUUAAGCAGACACAAAAUAUGUAUUACAUAAUUCAAGUGCAUAAGUUCAUUCAUUCAUUUUCUUUUGGUUUAGUCUUUAUUUCAGAGGUCGCCACAGCAGAAUGAACUGGCAACUAUUCUGACAUAUGUUUUAGACAUCGAAUACCCUUUUAGCUGUAACCCAGUACUGGGAAACACCCAUAUACUCUCAUUCACUCACACACACACACACACACUUAUUCAGAAAUACUACAGUAAUUUAUAUUAAAAACUAGUGUUUCUGAACUAUACUAUUGUAAACAUACCAUACUAUAGUAUACUUUAGUUUUUACUAGUAAACAGUGAUUUAAUGUAAUGUAAUAUGCCCUGUAGUUGUAAAAAAAAAAAAAACAAUAUAGUCAUUUAUAUAUAUUGCUACAGUUGUAUUAAUUGAACAAUACAGGAUUACCACAAAAGAUUAAUUCAAGUUCUUUACUAUAGUGUUUUUCAUAAGGGUCCUUUUUAUUUUCAUCAGUUUCCACCUCAAAUAGCUCUGAUUUUUUUUAUAUAAUAUGUAACUCAUGAAACACACUUAGUCUGAUCUUUUACUCCUGUAAUUGUAAAAAAUUGUAGGAAAUUGAGGUUCACUAAUUUCAGUUUCCUCUUCUUUUUUUUCAACAUUUGUAAAACAAUAAGCCCUACUUCAUAAACAUGUGCCGAUUUAAGAAAGUAUGAGAUUUCGGACGCAGCCAAUAUGUGUCAAAAAACGGGAAAGUUUGAAACCGACUUUGGUUUUUAGAUGCUAUAUGUGCUUGUCAGCUGCUUCAGUAAAUGUAACUGUUCUCAUAUUAGUUGGAAGGAACAAGUCUGCUUCAGCUGUAACAGUGACAAAUAUAUACUGCUCAGUGGACAGUGGAAUACAGACUGUCCUUUUAGCAUGUUGUUAUUCUUUCCUCCAGUGAAGCUCAUUUUCUGACUAAGGAGCUGAUACUCCCUCUUUACUCAAUGUAUUUAUGUUGUACCUGUACAGUUUUGACUUCUGUGAAAAGAAGUAGUGGCUUGUCACUGUGUGACAUUUGUACUUUUAUCAUAUCGCUGUAUAAUCAAACUGAAUUUAAAAUGUACAGACGAUAAAUCUGUUAGACCAAAACUGUUUCUUGAAACUACAUUGUUACUCCAUAAACUGCAUCUGUUCGGCAGUUCUCAUCCAUUGCAUAAAAGCGUCUGUUUGAUUG